CUCUUUCUCAAUCCCAGCAGCAGACUGAAGGCAGACCUUGCGGCGCAGCGCAAUGCGAGGGACCCUUGUUGGAAAAGGCCGCUUGGCUGGCAGGAGCCCAGAUUGGUCUGCUUUCUGUGGCAGGACAGCAGUGGGUUUGCAGAGGGGCACCCGUGUGGACCAAGGAUGAGCUGGGCAGCGAGACUGGCUGGGUGCUGUGGAUGUGCUAGAGGGCAGCAGCAGGAUGGUACAAAGGACCAGGUAGCGCCCAGGGCAGGUUGUCCCCCUGCCGCAUCCCUGUAAAAGAAUUCUACCGUUGCGGGAACUGCUUGCAUUCCGUGGAACGGGAUGAAGUUCAUGGUUUGAAAGAAACUUUUGGGCUGUGAAUUGAGGCAUUGGGCAGAGUCGAGAUGGCCUCUCCGGCAGACAGCUGCAUCCAGUUCACCCGCCACGCAAGUGACGUACUUCUCAAUCUCAACCGCCUUCGGAGCCGGGAUAUCCUCACCGAUGUCGUUAUCAUCGUGAACCGGGAACAGUUCAGAGCCCACAAAACUGUCCUCAUGGCCUGCAGCGGCCUCUUCUACAGCAUAUUCACCGACCAGCUAAAGUGCAAUCUGAACAUCAUCACUCUGGCCCCAGACAUCAACCCCGAGGGAUUCUGCAUCCUGCUGGACUUCAUGUACACCUCCCGCCUCAACCUGAGGGAAAGCAACAUCAUGGCCGUCAUGGCCACCGCACUCUACCUGCAGAUGGAGCACGUCGUCGAUACUUGCCGAAGGUUUGUCAAGUCUAGCGAAGCCGAAAUGGUCUCCGCAAUGAAGACGCCAAGGGAAGAGUUCUUGACGGGCCGGAUGCUGAGUCAUCCGGAGGUGAUGGCGUACAGGAGCCGGGAAGUCUCCGAGAACAACAUGCCUCUCCGAAACACGCCUCUCUGCGAUGGGAGGGCCUUUGCCUCCAGUUUGUACAGUGGCCUGUCCGGAUCGCCCCUUUCCUACGCUGGAUACAACCCCAUUCCAGUCAACGGUUUCCUCUUGGACGACGAGCUGCGAGAGACGAGGAUGCCCCUGCAGGAUGUCUCGAGGGUCAACCCUUUUCCAAAGGAGAGAACGCUGCCAUGUGACAGCUCCAGGACAAUCCCUACAGACUAUACCAGAGCCGUCACUGAUCUUUCAGCCAACACGUGCCAUGCCACCAUCUAUUCUCCAAACGAGGCUGCUGCCGAAGAGGCCAGAAGUGACAUGCACUACAGCAUAGCCGCUGGUCCUAAGCCCGUCACACCUUCGGUCCGAAACAAUCCCUACUUCGCCUGUGACAAAGUGGCCAAAGAAGAAGAGCGGACCUCUUCGGAAGACGAGAUAAGCCAACACUUCGAACCAACCAAUACACCAAUGAACCGAAAGGGUCUCAUCAGCCCCCAGAGCCCCCAGAAAUCAGACUGCCAACCCAACUCGCCAACCGAGUCCAGCAGCAGCAAGAACGCCCGCAUCGCUCAAAGCUCUGGAUCUCUGGGUACCAAGAGCCCUACCGACCCCAAAGCCUGCAACUGGAAGAAGUACAAAUUCAUCGUCCUCAACAACCUCAACCAGAGCACCAAGCAAGACGGCGCCGACCAGAACGAAGUGGGGACCCUCUCCCCUCGCUCCUACGUGUCUACGUCGGCUUGCCAGCAGUCCAUGGAACCUGAGAAUCUAGACGUCCAGUCCCCAACCAAGCUGAGCUUGAAUGGGGAAGACUCGACAAUCCCACAAGCAAGCAGGCUCAACAACAUUGUGAACAGAUCUUUGGAUGGGUCCCCUCGGAGCAGCGAGGGGCAGUCCCCUCUGUACCUGCAUUCCUCAAAAUGCAGCACCUGCGGCUCCCAGUCCCCCCAGCAUUCUGAGAUGUGCCUUCACACCCCUGGCUCGACCUUCGGAGAGGAAAUGGGCGAAACCCACUCCGAAUACUCCGACUCCAGUUGUGAAAACGGAGCCUUCUUCUGCAAUGAGUGUGACUGUAGGUUCUCUGAAGAGGCUUCCCUCAAGAGACACUCCCUGCAAGCGCACAGUGAUAAGCCCUACAAGUGUGACCGUUGCCAGGCCUCCUUCCGCUACAAGGGAAACCUAGCCAGCCACAAAACCGUUCACACAGGCGAGAAGCCAUAUCGUUGCACUAUCUGCGGAGCGCAGUUCAACCGGCCGGCCAACCUGAAGACCCACACGCGCAUCCACUCCGGAGAGAAGCCCUACAAGUGUGAGACCUGCGGGGCCAGAUUUGUCCAGGUUGCCCAUCUCCGAGCUCAUGUGCUAAUCCACACUGGAGAAAAACCCUACCCCUGUGAAAUCUGUGGCACGCGCUUCCGGCACCUGCAGACGCUCAAAAGUCACCUUCGAAUCCACACCGGAGAGAAACCGUACCAUAAGGUCCCGUUCCUUCGAAGGGCCGCGGCUCAUGUUACAGUAGAGGACAAAGGACAUUGCUCCUCUACUGUACGGAGGAUCAUAGACGCUAGAGAUGAGAGUGUGAGAAGUGUAACCUGCAUUUCCGCCACAAAAGCCAGCUGCGGCUCCACCUCCGGCAGAAACACGGCGCCAUCACCAACACCAAGGUGCAAUACCGCGUCUCGACGACAGAGCUGCCACCAGAACUGCCCAAGGCGUGCUGAAAGCCAGGUGGAUUUCUCUGCAGGGAGAGAGAGGAAGAGGUGUUUGAGGGAGAGGGGGAAAGAUAUCCAAAGGAUACUUGUAACACUUGUAACACUUUAAAACUUUCAUCACACGAUGGAGUGCCUCUAAGCCCAUAGUGCAGAUAGGUGGGAAAAAAUAUUUAAAAUUACACGGGUUUUAUUUUUAUUUUUCCCAGUUAUGUGAAACUAUAUAAAAAAAACUUAUUCAGAUUUAAAUGUGUAUAAAAAAUGUCUGUGCAGUGGAGUGUUUAACCUUCACAGUCUGAAGAUGAGGAAUGUAAUGUUGAUUUACGGGAACAGUUGGUUUUUUGUUUAUUUUUUUGUGUUGUUGGGGUUUUUUUGCUUUCUCUUUGUAUGCAAAAUGUGUGUUCUUUUAAAGAGAAGAAAAGAAUUGUGUACUAUUGAAGAGAGGGCUUUAACUUUUUUAACCAAAGGUGAAGGAAUCUAUGGCAGAGUUGUAAAUAUAUAUAUAAAUAUAAAUAUAUAUAUAUAAAAUAAAUAUAUAUAGACCUUAAAGAUAUAUUAAAAAUAUAUAAAAUGCAUUAAAGGCUUGAUUUAGCGUCUGCUGGCAGACGCUGAUUUGAGACUCUUUAGUGUGAUAGAGCACUUAACAAGAUAUUUUAAAGUAUUGCAUCUGUAUAAGUAAGAAAAUAUUUUGUCUAAAUGCAUCAGUGUAUUUGUAUUUUUUUGCAAGUGAAGGUUUACAAUUUACAAAAAAAGUGUAUUAAACCAACAAAGCUGCAGAAGGAAUUUUAAAAUAAUAAUAAAGUGUAAUUUUUUUGGUUUUGUUUUCAGUCUGUAUAUAUGUAAAAUGUGGUUCGCACGGUGCCUUUCUUUUCAAUGGACGUUUUCAAUGUAUGAACUGUAUGAGCCCAAUUUCCUUUUUAAGGUACAGCCUGAUGUUGCAAAAGGAGUCCUCUGGCAGAACUGUUUAUUGGGGAAUGUUUUUUGUUUUUGGGUCUUUUUUUUUUUUGUCUUAUUUUACAUGCUUGUGUUAUGAACAAUCUCGGGAGACAGGGUUUGGGCUGUGUCUAAACUGCAUUAAUACGUUCUGUAAAAUAUAGCUGUACAAAUACAAGAAUAAAACGAUGAAAAGUAAAGUA
Chrysemys picta bellii (western painted turtle) is the source of this 3744-nucleotide messenger RNA. It is a transcript of the gene BCL6, whose product is annotated as BCL6 transcription repressor. Gene Ontology annotation, molecular function: DNA-binding transcription factor activity, RNA polymerase II-specific; protein binding; RNA polymerase II cis-regulatory region sequence-specific DNA binding. The record is from RefSeq and is a predicted model, not a curated record. Gene Ontology annotation, biological process: regulation of transcription by RNA polymerase II; positive regulation of gene expression. Gene Ontology annotation, cellular component: nucleus. Lineage: Eukaryota; Metazoa; Chordata; Testudines; Emydidae.